Drosophila nasuta is the source of this 2994-nucleotide messenger RNA. RefSeq lists its product as uncharacterized. Gene Ontology annotation, molecular function: catalytic activity. Gene Ontology annotation, biological process: nucleoside metabolic process. Lineage: Eukaryota; Metazoa; Arthropoda; Insecta; Diptera; Drosophilidae. The coding region runs from base 422 to 2548 and encodes 708 amino acids. The transcript is spliced from 10 exons. The record is from RefSeq and is a predicted model, not a curated record.
UCGAAAUUAGUUCUUUGAAUGCACCGGACGCGGUCGAAGCACGAGCUUUGUGUUGUAUUUAAAAUCGCCCUUAUUUGGCCGGCAUUUUACGCGCGCUCUGUAUUUACAAUUUUCUGCAAGCGACGCGUGCAACAGGACGUAAACAAAACGCAACGAGCCACAUCAAACGGAUUUAAUCGAAGUACAAAUUAGACGAGUUACAGCAAACAAAAAAGUAAACAGAAAAACCGGUUGCAAAAAUAAAACAACAUCACAACAACAGCAACAACAAUAAUAAGCAGUAGCAACAGGUAAAAACACAAAAAAAAAAAAAAACGAAGCGAAAACAACACGCUGGGCUCUCUCAAGGCCGCUUCGCAGAGUAUAGUAUAACGACGAAUAGCUGAAAAUCGCUUUGGAGCGCGCGAGCAAAUCGGGAAUUAUGUCAGGGCGCAGAAGUCAGACACAGAUGGCGCCACCGCCGCCGCCUCCCAAGCCAAACAAGGCUCAGGCAACGUCAACGGCAACGAAUGGCAACGGUGCUCUGCCGAAUGGCACCGCCAACAACAACAGCAGUUACAACAGCAAUAAUAAAAGUGUCGCAGUCACAACGUCAGCGGAGGAAAGCCAAAGCCAAAGCCAGAACCAGAACAGCAACGCUCCCCAGAGGAGUCAGACACCGCCACGGACAGAGCAGGUCGUGAUGACGCCCCGGGGCAAAACCGCCAACAGCACCGUCAUUCUCAUCGAGCGCAAGCUCGUCGAUCAGAUCAAUGAUCGCGUCCAUGUCGCUGGCGGCGAUCACACUGGCAUCAUCAUCAACAAGGACACCAUCGCCGGACAGAAGAGCGCCAGCAAGGCGGCGGCCCUUUCACUCGAGUUCCGUGUCUUUCUGGUCAGCGCCAAUACGGGAAAACAUUCGCAGGAGUCGCGCACGUUGCGCUUCUGGUUCCGCGAUUGGCUCACCAACGAUGAAAAGCAGGCUCACAUUGCCCAGGACUUCUUCAAGGAGCUCGUCAGUCCGCAGGACUUUCCCAGAGAUUAUGUUGGCUUUAUCAAGAAGAUAAUGAAGCUGUUGCAGCACGGUUACGCCGAGAUACAGUCCAUUGAGAUCGAGCUGCGCAUUCUGGAGGAGACGUCAGCGCCGCCGUCACGUCCGCCUCGCGAUGGCUACAUCAUCUAUUGCUAUGGCGACUGCAAUCGCAAGUUCGAGGAGGCGCUCUUGGCUCAGAAGAAAACAGGUGAUGGCGACAAUCUGAUGAAGGCCAUUUGGCUGGACAUGUACACUGAUCAGCUGAUCUCGUUGGAGGAAUCACAAUUUGAAUCUCCGCCAUUAACACAAGAGAAGGUGCUGGAACUCAUCGAGCAGGCUUAUCCGAAUCCUGUUUCUCCCGAGGACUUGGCCAAGGACUAUGGCUGGAGCGAGCAGGAUGUGCUGUUGGUCAUACAAUCGCUGCAGGAGCGGGGCCUUAUUAAGCUGAUGGAAUACAAUGCGUACACGCGCAUUGUUUACGAGGACAAGGAGAUCAAGGUGGUCAAACAGAUGCCGACGAUAGCCUCGAAUAAGCAGCCCACCAUUGCCAUCAUUACCGCGCAGUAUUGCGAGAAAUUGGCCGUCGAUGCCAUGUUGGAGAACAAGGAGACGUUUGUCCGUUAUACCACAGUCGAUUCCGAUCCCAAUCUAACGAACUCACUCAGAAAAUCCAAAAAGAAAGGCCGAUUUGGCGAAUCAAAUGUUUAUACCUUGGGCAACAUUGGAGCACAUCGAAUUGUGAGCACAAAACUGCCAUCGGUGGGCAGCACACGGGAGGCGAUGACAGCGACUGGCAAUACCACAACCCGACUGCUGGGCACAUUCCAAAAGGUCGACUAUGUCUUCAUUGUGGGCGUGGCCGGCGGUGUGCCCCACUAUACCGACUACAAGAAGCAUGUGCGACUUGGUGACGUUGUCAUCUCGUAUGUGGACAAACAACGUGCGCUGAUCAACAGCAAGGAGAAACCCUACGUCUAUGUGUACAAGAGUGGCGAGGACGUCAAGACCUAUUUCCCCAUCAACGAUUCACUGCAACAGAUUGCCGAGAGUCUGCAGGCGAAUAUGGAAGUGAAGCGACCCUGGGAGAGAUAUUUGAAUGAUGCCCAGAAAACGCUCGCCCAGCGGACGGAAAGUGACUUUGGUCGUCCCGAUGCCAAGACGGACAAACUGUUCAUGAACAUUGGCAACAACGAGGUCAUCGAAGUGGCCCAUCCAAUUGCCGCCGAUGAGGUUAACGGCGUCACACGACCGCGCCUGCAUUUGGGACCCAUUGGUUCGGGUCGUGAUCUGGUCCGCAGCGAUGAUUUGCGCACACAGUUUGCCCGCAAAUUUGGUCUGCUCGCCACGGAUGUGGAGAUGAGCAAUGUCCUCGACAGCAUCAUUGGCAAUUGUCGCGAGAGUUUCAUUCUGGUCAAGGGCAUUUCGGAUUACAAGGAUGGCAUGUCGACGCGCAAAUGGCAGAAUUAUGCCUCACUCUCCGCCGCCGCCGUUGUCAAAUCUGUCAUCUGUGGCAUGGAUGCGCCGACCAACGUUUAAAUUCUAUAAAAAAAAAGAAAAAAAAACUAAAAAAAAAUGAAAAAAACAACUUUCCAAAACUCCAUUUUGAAUUCAGCGCAUUUAGCUAUGAUUUUACUUUUACUACAUUAGUUUUUUUUUUGUAUUAUUUUAUAAAUUGAUGGAUUUAACGAUUUUCUUUUCUGUAUUCUGUACGUCGUUUUUAACCAAAAGUGAAAAAACCUCCAGAAGAUGGUGGAGCCUGCAAGUAGACCAAAAUGUAUGCGUUGUCCUAAUACAUACUUCAUACAUACGAACUAAUCCCAUAUGUAUUGAAUAAUUUCUUGUUAUUUAUUUGUUAUGCUUUUGUACUACAUACCUACCAUACAAAUAUAUAUAAUAUAUAUACAUACAUUUACACAAUAUGUAUGACACAGGCACAUGACGUAUAUACAUAAUAUAAAGAUGUAUAUACAUAAAUACAUAUA